Sebastes umbrosus (honeycomb rockfish) is the source of this 3893-nucleotide messenger RNA. RefSeq names its product Kruppel-like factor 5 like (gene klf5l). Gene Ontology annotation, biological process: regulation of transcription by RNA polymerase II. Bases 125 to 1471 code for a protein of 448 amino acids. The transcript has 4 exons. Gene Ontology annotation, molecular function: RNA polymerase II cis-regulatory region sequence-specific DNA binding; DNA-binding transcription factor activity, RNA polymerase II-specific. The record is from RefSeq and is a predicted model, not a curated record. Lineage: Eukaryota; Metazoa; Chordata; Actinopteri; Perciformes; Sebastidae.
CUACCUGAGCGCCAGAAGAGAGGGGAGGGCUGUGGAAUAACUACAUCCAGCUGUAUUUAACAGUAACUCUUUAUAUGCGCUUUUAACUCAAACUCUUUAUAAGAUCUAGUAAUCAUAUAUAGAGAUGGCAUUGAGGGUAGGACUGGCUAUGAACCCGCCGCACACGACGGAAGAGAGGGCGGUUUUCACGCAGCUGAAGCCGGUGAGGAUGCCUGGAGCGGAGGGAGCUGAGGACGCGUCCGUGUUUGAGGACGUCAAACCUGAGAUUCGAUUAGAGCUGGACAAAUACCUCCCCCAGGGCAACAGUCCUCUCUUGAGCAACCUGAUUGACACUGUCGACAAGAAAUACAGACGAGAUAGCGCCUCUGUGAUCGACGACUACUUCUCAGACGACAAAACUGUCACCCCGUACAGCCUCAACAUCAACGUCAUCCUUCCCAACUCCACUCACCUCCGCACAGGCCUCUACCGGCCCAACACCAGGACUCUCACGCCGCAGCAGAUCAAGAUCGAGCCCGGGCUUGAGGUGCCCUGCUCCAUCCCCACCACCGCUAACAUCCAGGCCCUGCCGGACUUCACCUCUGUCUUCAGCAUGCCGCCUGUCGUCAACAACGUGUUCAUCAAACCAGACAUGAGCUCUGGAGUCGUGGUGAGUGUGCCCUCAGGGUCCCAGCAGCAUCAUCAGCAGCAGCAGCAGCAUCAGCAGCAGCAUCAGCAGCAGCAACAUUUAGACUCGGAGCUUCACAUCGGACCCCCGGCCCCCCAGUCACAUGUCUACCACAUGCCCAUCACCAGCUGUGCCGACCUCACCAUGACUCUGUCCCACGCCAGCCCGUCGGCACACGGCUCCACGAGUGGCAGGACCAUGCAGAACCUCUGCAACGCGACAGCCAACAGCAACUACAUGAUGGCAGAGCACCAGGUAGCGCAGCACCACGGUUACUACCACGCCUCACCGAGCAACUCCUCCCAUCACACAGCGCCCCACAGCCUGCCGCCCUCACCCCCAAACUCUCAGCCGGGGAGCCCAGACGGUCACGCAGAGCUGCUCAGGUUAGCGCCCCAACUUCCGCCUCCGUACCAGCAGCGCCUGGGAGGGAUGAAGGUGACGGGAUUGUCUCCACACGCCAUGCUGAUGACACACGGCCAGGGUGUCCUGACAGGUCCCAAAUACAACAGGCGGAACAACCCAGAGCUGGAGAAGAGGAGGAUCCACUUCUGUGAUUACCCAGGCUGCUCCAAAGUUUACACAAAGAGUUCUCAUCUGAAGGCACACCAAAGGACGCACACAGGUGAGAAGCCGUACCGUUGUACGUGGGAGAGCUGCGACUGGCGUUUCGCCCGAUCGGAUGAGCUCACCAGACACUACCGGAAACACACCGGAGCCAAACCCUUCAAGUGCAUCGCCUGCAGCCGCUGCUUCUCACGCUCCGACCACCUGGCCCUGCACAUGAAGCGUCACCAGAACUAACAUGGACGUACCCAGAACCGUCACAUCAUCACACCCAAACACAUGACAGCCACCUGAACUUAACAGACACAGAACCCAAAUCAUCCCUGUUUAUUCUGGUGCUCCAUGCUAACAGAUGUUGAGUGAUGCCGUCAUAUUACUGACAACCCUGAAGGGUUAAACCUGAAGUUACCUCGCUGACCCCAAAUCCUGCUUCGUAGUACAGGCCUCUGGUGUGUCAGAGGAGUCACCUGGUGCUUUACACCUUCCACAACCCAACAGGGAGGGGUCUCAGCAGUGGGAAUUGGAAGGAAAAAAAUGUAGUUUGGGCAGUUGGGAGCAAAACGGUCAUGGCUCGCUCUUUAACAUGCAAUAUUAUAUCUGAGGUAAUAACUGGUCGUCUGCUAUCAGUCAACACAUUGUUUGCUGAAGUCUUAACACCAGAGCUAAUGAUCUACCAGGACUCAGGGAUGAUUUUGGUGUCUGUUCUCAUCACUGAACAGAUGUUGAUUUAAAACAUGCACUGGUCCAACACGACAUGCAUUACUGCAAAUGUUGCAGUCAUCAGAAACUGUAGUGUCAGGCUCCUUCGACGCAUUUGGGACGUCCUGGAAUCUUCUCUUCUAAACAACAUGAACUAUUUGUUUUUCGACAAAUCUGCCGCCAACAUCAUCAUCAUCAUCAUCAUCAUCACCACCACGCUCACCGGCUUUUAUCAUUUUGAGAUAUGAACUUUCAAGGAGAGGUGGAGAUGUAUGUCCCUCCAACUGCCUUUGUACAUACUUGUUUAUAUUUGUGUGCAUAUGUGUGCGAAUACAACGAAUGUAUUGAGAUUUAUACUUGACAACCUACAUCAAAUGUUAAUAUGAGUAAUAUGUUGAAACUUCCUUGCGAUAUAAUCUCAUUCUCAUAAUAAAAAAAAAGAAAAAGAAUAAACAAAUAAUCAACAGACACAAUCAGAGAACUCUCCAUGGAAAAGUUAAUAAUCGCCUAGUUCUGCUUGUUUCAGCACAGGUAAUACCUGUUGAGCUCAGAGAGCAGAGCGAUUCGCCAAUGUUUGUAUCCAAGACAUUACCCGUUGCCGCGGCGACCGAGCUCCUCUGACGACAGCUUGCGGUUUGCUCACAGUUUUCUAUUCAGCGCCGUUUUGUUUUGUUUUUUCACCUCCUGUAUUUGUUCAACACUUCAACUGGAGAAAGACAGAGAUGGGUGGAUAGACCUGUUAUGUAAUCGUUUAUGAUGUACAGUGCGGCUGGUACAUUACACUCUCACGGAGUGCAGAGCCGGGCCUGUUCACUUCAUGUUCACUUGAUUGCAUGACGUUCGUUGGCACUUGUGGCUCCUGCAUUCUUUUGAGGGUUUUAAAAAAAAAGUCGAGAUGCCCUUUGCAUUUUUUUUUGUACACUUGCCAACAACAGGAAUUACAAGAGGAAGAAAAAAUGUUGCACUGUACAACUCAAGAGUUUGAUUCCACCAUCGUUCCACCCUCAGCCACCUUUUCUCUUUUAGAAAGUUAAAAUAAAAGAAACUACAACAUCAGCACGAAGAGACAGUUUGAAGACAGAAUUGAUUUGUAAAUCUAAACCUUCCCGGUAUGAGAUUACUCAUUAUGUUAGGCGAGCUACUUCAUAAUUUACUUCUGCAGAAAAAUCAAUGCAAACAUGACAGCUUUCCAGUUUGUGCAACACGCUCUCACUCCCAACUCGUCAAAUACCGUCGCCUGGACAGUGCUCCUCGGCAUCGGAGACUGGUGCACAGGGAACCCCUCUUGCUUACUUUUGGACGGACCAGGGAGGGUGUCAUGCAAUACCAAUGAGUCACGUGACUAACCACAGACGUGACCAACUUUUGCUUUUUACUUUUAGUUUCCAGUGGAGCCUGUAUAAUGAUCAAUAGUCUACAAAAAUCCAGAGAGCUCUGGUGAAUAUGGUUUAAUAUUUUAUUGUGAACCACUCAUUUUAUCAGUUACUGCCCACACCUGAUCUCACCUUUUCUUCACUGUUUCUAGCACUUUGCAAAAAGUGUGUGUGUUAGUAAUGUCAUGUCUAGAAAUUUGUCCAACAUGUGUUCAUUUGGGGGAAACACAUCCUGUAAUUUCAACACUUUCUUCCCAAGGAAUCAAGUUCUCUCGAGGAAUGAGCGCCGACCACGACCCCCCGUGUACAUAACUGUAGUUUUAGUUUCAACAGAAGACUUUGUAAAUAUUUGUUUGGUUUUAUUUCAUAUUAUAAUAUUAAUAUUUUUUUCUUUUCUUUUUUUUUAACUAAUGGGAUUUUAGAUCGGUUGUAUGUGAAUGCUUGUUUAAUUUUGUUUUGAUACUUGUGUGUCAGAGAAUUUAUCAGUUUCUGUACAAAUUGAUAAGAACAACAAUGAUGUAUUUUUUUUGUUUGUUUGUUUGUGCACGAUGCUGCAAUGAAAUAAUAAAAGGAUCCAUAAAAUAAUA